CUGCAACCCGUUCUAAGCAAGACCAGCGGGCUCUCACCCUCCUACAGACAGCCUCUGAACGCGUAUCUAUUGACGGUACUCAGCGCUAUGCUACUCCACUGUUGAGGCGUCAGCCAGUCAUCCCACUUUGUGCUUCGCCGGCUGCUGUGAUGCCCAACCUACGUUGCACUGAACGGCGGCUAGCCAAGGACACAGUUCGAGCGGCUUCAUACUGUACGGAGAUGGACAAACUACUUCAGGCCGGCUACGUUUCAGAGAUCUCUACGGAAGAGGCCGCAACUUUCACCGAAUCGUGCGGAGAUAUCAAGUCAAUGUUCCAUCAGAUCCGCUUGAUGCCAAAAGACAAACCUCUCCUACGUUUCCUGUGGCGGGACAUGCAAAGAACGUCUGAACCACGGAUAUACCAAUGGGAGGUGUUACCAUUUGGAACAACGUGUAGCCCCUGUUGCGCCGUCUUCGCCCUGCAGCAGCACGUCAGAGACCACGAACCUCCAGAUCCCCCCCUCACGCAUGUGAUCGAGCAGUCCUUCUAUGUCGACAAUUGCCUCCACAGUGUAAGUAAACCAGAAGAUGCCAAGGCUUUGGUCGAUGACUUGCGAGCACUUCUGAGAAAGGGAGGUUUUGAGAUCAGACAAUGGGCCAGUAAUGUGCCUGAAGUUGUCGCACACCUACCCCCUGAAGCACAAUCGACUAGCAGUGAGCUAUGGCUGUCCAAGGCCAGUGACAACCUUCAAGAGCCCACACUUGGACUGUGCCGGGAUUGUUUGAGCGACACGUUGAGUUAUAAGCAUCGCUCUAACGAGCCUCUAGCUGCCACUCUACGUAACGUCUACAGCGUCCUUGCCAAGCUUUACGACCCAUUGGGCUACAUUGUGCCAUUUACCACAAGAUGUAAAGUGCUUGUCCAGGACAUGUGGAAGGCUAACAUUGGCUGGGAUGACAAGAUUCAACCAUCUGAACUUCUCGGAAAAUGGUUGAGUUGGGUGCAGGAAAUUCCUACUCUGCAGCAACUCAAGUUAUCUCGUCCCUAUUCACCAGCCAGUGGAAAUACCGUCAAUGCAGCCCGUCAUAUUCACAUCUUCUGUGAUGCUUCAGAGCGCGCCUACGGAUCAGUAGCUUACAUGCAAAUAACGGAUGACAGACAACAAGUCUUCGUUUCCUUUGUGUUUGCCAGAUCGAGAGUUGCGCCGCGUAAGCAGCUGUCCAUCCCGCGUCUCGAGCUCAGCGCCGCACUUACAGGGGCACAGCUGGCAAAAGUGAUCGAGACUGAGCUCACAGUAACGCCUGAGCACAUCACUCUUUGGUCUGACUCCACAACAGUACUGUACUGGAUUAAAUCAGAAUCCUGCCGCUACAAAGUAUUUGUUGGAACACGUGUAGCAGAAAUCCAGAAUCUUACCAGUCCAUCUCAAUGGCGGUAUGUUGGUAGUCUACACAAUCCCGCAGAUGACAUAACCCGAGGACUCACCUUGAAAGAGAUGGUGCAGGAUCACCGCUGGAACAAAGGUCCACAUUUCCUCCUUUUGCCAGAGAGAGAGUGGCCCAUCAUGCCCUCAUCUGAGGCAGAACCAGACACUACCGAGUUAAGGAAGUCAGCCUUCGUGGGAGCAGUCUCCAGCGCCUUGCCCACACAACAUCCUGACCUGAGUAAGUUCUCCACUUGGCAAGAGCUUCUUCAGGAAACCGCUAGCUCCCUUCAUGGGGCGGCCAACACUAACACCACAGCAAAGUGUUCAGCAACAGAUUUCCUUCAAGCAGAGAAGCUUAUGACUUAG
Messenger RNA from Syngnathus acus (greater pipefish), 1775 nucleotides. RefSeq lists its product as uncharacterized. The coding region runs from base 150 to 1775 and encodes 541 amino acids. The record is from RefSeq and is a predicted model, not a curated record. The transcript has 2 exons. NCBI's taxonomy places the organism in Eukaryota, Metazoa, Chordata, Actinopteri, Syngnathiformes, Syngnathidae.